AUGGAGCUUUUCGCGCGAGACUCGGGUGAAGGAUCGUUCGUGUAUCUCGCCAACUUUACACUGCUGGGAUCGUCGGCGAUAUGGGGGAUUGGAAUUUCGCAAACGUUGCGGUACUUUCUUCGGUCGCCCAACGAACGCGAAGAUGAACCUGCCUAUCUCAGUGUUCUCGUUCUCUGGUUAUGCUUCGCAGAUACUUUACGAGAAGCCUUCACAAUCUACUCAGCGAAUACGCUAUAUUUCAACACCGUCGUUUGGUACCAACAUCUAAUUUGGGUCCCAGGCGUUCUUAUGCCUUAUCUGUUCUCGGCUCUCGUAGCACUAUCUGCCCAGACAUUCUUUACGUACCGGAUAUGGAUCUUAUCGGAGAAGAAGCGGUUCAUUCCUGUCAUCGCCGUUCUGCCCAUCCUGUUUCAACUAUGUUUUCCACCUAUACUCUUCUAUUCCAUCGACUCCGAUAAUAUCUCAACAGAAAUCCAGAAAGACCUACUCCUCGCCAUUCUCGUCGUCGGCGCCACCGUCGACAUAUCAAUAUCCGGCGGCCUGUGUGCGCUGCUUUGGAGACACUAUAUCGGAGAGGGACCCGUGCUACAGUCGACAAGGUCGCUGCUUCAGCGCAUGAUGCUCCUUUCCGUCAACACUGGGAUGUGGACCGCGCUUAUCUCGUGCGGGACGGUCAUCAUCUUCUUCCGCUCCGGCUCGGAGCACGACUGGAAGUUCUUCGCGUACUUCCACAUCCUCUCGCCGCUGUACUACACCACCGUCCUGGCGAACCUCAACGCCAGAACAUACCUCCGCCAGCGCUGUGACCCGGCGCUGCCGAGUGACUUGGUGGCGACAGGUGGGGGCCGGGCGUUCCUCGCUGGCGGAGGUCUCUUCGACGACCAGAUCAUCGAAGAGAUCCGGUUCGCCGACGUUGGGAGCAAGGAAGGCGGAAGGUCGAGGCCGUCUGCGGAUACCCUUCAGCCUGAUUUUAUGUUCAAGUCGUACGCUGGCAGUGAUGACCAGUCUAACCAGCUCAGCCCCACGUCGGAGAGGGUUCGAUCGCCUGAUCAUGAACGAACUUUUGAACACCAUUAA
Messenger RNA from Cyclocybe aegerita, 1077 nucleotides. The record is from the annotation of a GenBank genome assembly. Lineage: Eukaryota; Fungi; Basidiomycota; Agaricomycetes; Agaricales; Hemipholiotaceae.